Mangifera indica (mango) is the source of this 1471-nucleotide messenger RNA. RefSeq names its product WD repeat-containing protein RUP2-like. The record is from RefSeq and is a predicted model, not a curated record. Gene Ontology annotation, biological process: response to UV-B. Gene Ontology annotation, molecular function: protein binding. Lineage: Eukaryota; Viridiplantae; Streptophyta; Magnoliopsida; Sapindales; Anacardiaceae. The transcript has a single exon. Bases 94 to 1287 code for a protein of 397 amino acids.
CUGAGGUUAGGUUUACAGGGAGCUCUUUCGCUUGAUGCAAAACCCAAAACCAGAAACCUCCAUAGUUACGUCUCGACUUCAUAUGAAUGGGAAAUGAAAAACUUUUCCUCAGCAUUCAACCUUCCACUGCAACAACAAGAGGUCCAAAAACAAGAAAGAGAAGACAAAGGAAAAAGAAACAUAGAAGACGAUAAACCAACAGCUGAAACAGAAGAGCCACAAGAAAAAGAAAAAGCGAAAAGUGAAUGGGAUUUUCAUCUCUGCACCAUUGUUUCUUCAAACACCACAGCAGCAGUAUCAGACUUCCUCGGCGUCGUCGAAUUCGACCCCUCUGAUUCCGUUGUCGCCACCGGAGGAAUCGCAAGAAAGAUUAGACUUUAUAAUAUAAAAUCUCUCUUGCCGGAGGAAAAUAAUUUCCAAGAAGUUAAAAUUUUGGACCAUUCGAAUGCAUCUGAGUAUUAUAUUUGUACACCAGCUAAACUCGGCAGCCUGCGGUGGAAACCCGGGUCAAGCGGACGGGUCUUGGGGUCCGGAGACUACGAUGGAGUCGUCAUGGAGUAUGACCUAGAGAGAAAAGUCCCAAUUUUCGAACGCGACGAGCAUGGCGGAAGACGGGUUAGGAGCGUGGACUAUACUCAAUGGGAUCCGGUUUUAGGAGCCUCCGGAUCCGACGAUGGCACAAUGCAAAUGUGGGACCCACGUUGCGACGGCGGAAAAUGUAUAGGCAAAGUGCAACCCAGUGUAGAAAAAAGGCCGGUUUGCAGCGUUGAGUUUCAUCCGCUUGGCGGAGCAUUGGUGGCCGUCGGAUGCGUGGACAAGCAAGCUUAUUUGUACGAUAUCCGCAACAUGGCGGCGCCGGUGGUCAUUUUUUCCGGGCACAGAAGAGCGGUGACAUACGUUCGGUUUAUGGAUGGAAGUACAGUCGUAUCAGCAGGUACAGAUGGAUGUUUAAAGCUGUGGGAUAUAAAUGAUUCGAGAAUAAUUAAAAGCUAUAGAGGACAUGUGAACAAGAGGAGUUUUGUUGGGUUAUCAGUGUGGAGGAGUGGAGGAUUAUUGGGUUGUGGCUCAGAGACGAAUCAAGUGUUUGUGUAUGACAGGAGGUGGGGCGAACCCAUUUGGGCGCAUGGCUUCAAGCCAGGGGGUGCUGGUGGAGCCGAGAGUGGGUUCGUGAGCAGUGUGUGUUGGAGACAAGUGGGUGAAGAGGAGUGCACGCUUGUUGCAGGAGGGUCAAACGGGGCUCUGCAAGUUUUUAUGGGCAAAAAGAAGGCAUCUUCAUCUUCAUCAUAAUAGAAUUUGCACUUUUUUAGAGCAAACGGUAAGGUCAUUUAUGCCUGCAAAGUAGUUUGAGUUCCAAACACAAGAGAGCAAAGGUUGAAUUAUUUCUUUAUGAUUAAACUGUUAAUGUAUAUGGUGCAGUUGUUAAACUCUUGAGUUACAAUUUCUUUAUAAACUCUCUUUAUUUUUAUUUAUA